Prorocentrum cordatum is the source of this 2347-nucleotide messenger RNA. NCBI's taxonomy places the organism in Eukaryota, Dinophyceae, Prorocentrales, Prorocentraceae. The record is from the annotation of a GenBank genome assembly.
AUGAAAGACGGCGCGAAGAAGUUCUUGUACGACAUCGCGGACUACGACGAUCGCAAGGUGGAGGACAGGACGGUGCUGGCGACUGUGGCCGAGUCAGACGACGACGCGGACGCGGCUGAAGUUUCGGCUGCUGCCGAGGCCGCCGUCGCCCCAAUUGCAGCCCUGCGGCGCGCCACGCAGUGCGCGGAGAUCGGUGCAGCAGAGAGCGCGCCGUCGGAGGGGCACCAGUCCGACUCUCCCGCGAGCGACGAGGACGCCGAAGAGACGGAUCUCGUGGCCGCGGCGCUGUCGGGCCUGCGGGGCACGGCCCGCGCCGCCAAGCCCGCGCCCAAGGCUGCGACCAAGCCGCAGGCCAGACCACCAGCCCAGACGACCGGGUGGGCUACGUCCGGGCGCGCUGCCCAGACAGCCGAGAGGCCUGCCGCCAAAGGGGUUGCCACGCCCGCAGCCGCUGCCCUUUCGAAGUGCGCCGCGCCCUCGGCGCAGGCGCCGCCGCAGCGGUCAGCCGCCCGCGCCCCUGCUCAGCCGGCCGCGCCCUCGGCGCAGCCAGCCGACGGCAGCAGCGCCAGCCGCCUCGGCGCGCGGCCCGCUUCGGCGCGGCUGAUGGCCCCGAAGAAACUGCCGGAGCUCCCGGAUGGGAGCCGCUGGGGGCGCCUCGACAACUUCGUGGCGCCUGCGGCGGCGCGGGCCAGCACUGUAGAAGGCCCGUCGCCGCUCCGAGCGCGCCUAUCCAGGCAGGCGCCCUCGUCCAGCGCCGGCGGGGCCGAGAAGAGGCCGGCCGAGGCGCCGGCCUCGAGUGCGGGUAAGAGGGCGGCCGCGGCCUCCGCUCGUCGGCGGCCGGCGGCCGCUUCGAGUGCCAGGGGGGCCGCGGAGACGGCUGUGACAGCGGGCGAGGAGGAAGCUCGAGGGCCGCUGGAAGGUUUGCCGGAAGCUGGCGCUGCUGGGCGCGCCGAAGACGGCGCCUCGGCAGACCCCGCGCGUCGCGAGGGCGCCGCUGGCGGCCGCGACCGAGAGGGUCGGGCAUUGAGCGAGGAGCGCGGCAAGGCGUCGUCGGAAGUAGAGGCCGACGCGGCGGCCGCGGACGCGGGGGCGGAGGCUGACGACCUGCGCCUGCUUGCCGAGGAGAGCGGCGGCGACGGCGGCGAGCUCGGAGAGGAGGAGCAGCCGCGCGAGGAAGACCCCGAGGUCAUCGGAGAUGACUGGUUGCCAGCUUGGCCAGCCCCGAAGGCGAUCGAUGCAGCCGCGGUUGCUAGUGGACAUGCGCUGCGGUUCUUCGGGGAGUGGGUGGGCGCUCAUGCGCCCCCCGUCCUCAAGGAGCACGCCGCGUACGUCACGGAAUCGAUGCCCCAGGCGCUCUCGGUGGCGGCGUUUGGCGACGGAAUGCUCGUCGCGGCGCCCGUGCUCACGGAAUUGCAGAGGGUGUUCCAGAAGCACGGUCUCUUGUCGGAGGGUUUUCGCAUCGCUGCCCACUGCCGCACGGGCGCGGCUAAGAGCACCAUUGCGAAUCAGCGCGCUGAAGUGUUCGCGAGGUGGUGCGCGCCGUUAGGCGGAUCUGGGCGGAGCGUGGACGACGGAAUCCGGGGCAUCGGCGGCCUCCCCAGAGGUGCUGCUGCGCGCGCCAGGGGGGGCCCAGCCUUGCUCUUGGGGAGCUGUUCGUCCAGGCGCCCGGGGGCCAGCGGCGCCAGCGCGGCCAGCACUCUCCUGCAGUACGCGGCGCAGAACAGCGAGCUCGUUCUCGUGGAGAGCACGGACGGGCCGGGGGAGAGCAUCCCGCACGACGAAUUGCAGGAAACGGACGAGUGGCAGUGUCUGACCUUCGUCGUGGACUCGGCGGACUACGGCGCGCCUUUCAGCAAGUGCAGCAGGUGGCUGUUGGCGGCGCGCGGGGGCGCCCUGUUGAACAUGGAGUCGGGGACUGAGUUCCUCCGCGCGUUCGCAGAGAGCGUCGAGGCACGGCAGAUCCGCGGCCCUCCCUUCGAGGCUUUUGCGGAGGCUUCGGCGACGGUGUGGUCGGACUACAUCGACGAUGCCAUUCUGCAGCGGGAGGCGGUUCAAACGCGCGCCCUGCCAGUGGGCUGGCAGAAGGGCAUUCUCGAGUAUUGCUUGCGGAACCAGGCGAAGAUGCCGACCGUGGCCGCGGCCGACGCUCUUUUCGGCGAGAGCCGAUGGUCCCGCGCCCUGGACGACAAGAAGAAGAUCUUGCUCGCUCUUGCGUCGGCGGAGCGCAGGGGCCACGGGUUCGUCGCGGACCUUUCCGCGGGCCUGGGCGCCAGGCAGCCGCUGCCGCCAGGGGCGCUGCUGGCGGGCCCAUUGCGGGGCAAUUCGGAACUCUGGUUCUCUGGUUCAG